GCUACGCAUGCGCAAACUACGUCCAAAUCUGAAUUGAAAUGAAGGUUAGAUAUUUACUCAGCGGAAGAUGGUUUAUAAAAAGUUUUUAAAUUAUUUCAAACGUAAACGACGUUCAAGGCAUGAACGGGGCUCUAAGAAUUUAGUACAAUAAUGUAACAAUUUCAAUUUCAAUUCCCGCACAAUCGUAUGCGCAUUAAUCCAGCUUUCACUGCGCAGAAGUAUACCACUCGAAUAAGAAAUAGAGUUGGUUUCUGUUUUCAUAAUUAGACAUUAUUUGCAGAAGUAUUAGCGUUAUUUUCAAUAGUUAAGUUUAUUCCCUUGAUUUUUCUAAUUGUUAUAACUGUUAUGAAAUGUCAAGAAAGAAAGAAUUAUGUUAUAAAAAAAAAGCCUGGCAUAUAUUCCUUUAGAAAACAAAACAUUUUUAGAACUAGUAAUAGAAUGAAUGUUUAUUUUGAUAUUAACGAAGAUCAACUGCCAAUAAUAUAUUCCCCACAUUAUAAUAUUCGAUUUAUGGGAUUACAAAAGUUGCAUCCAUUUGAUUCUGAGAAAUGGGGAAAAGUUUAUAAUCUUUUGUUAGGUUCUGGAGUUAUUAAAAAAGAUACGUCUGUUGAACCCCGUGAAGCAAGUGAUGAAGUUUUACAAGUUGUUCAUCCAGCAUCAUAUUUAAAUAAACUUAAGUGGAGUGCUUAUGUUGCUCGAAUAACUGAAAUCCCUUUUCUCUUUGCAUUGCCUAAUAAGUUGGUACAACAAAGAAUUCUGCGACCUUUUCGUUAUCAGACGGGUGGAACAAUAUUGGCAGGAAAAUUGGCAAUGGAGAGAGGGUGGGCCGUGAAUAUUGGAGGAGGAUUUCAUCAUUGUUCCAAACAAGAUGGUGGUGGAUUUUGUGCUUAUGCUGACAUCACAUUAUGCAUAAAAUUCAUCUUCAUGAACUACCCUGCCAUUGAGAGAGUGCUGAUUUUAGAUUUGGAUGCUCAUCAGGGUAAUGGUCAUGAGAGAGAUUUCAUGGGAGAUGAAAAAGUGUAUAUUAUAGAUGUUUAUAAUGGAGAAAUAUAUCCACACGAUGAACAUGCAAAAGGAGCUAUUAAGAGAAAAGUAGAAUUGAGACAUUUGACUGAAGAUAUAGACUAUCUAGAACAGGUUUUAAGAAAUCUAUCUCAAGCUAUUGAAGAAUUUUCUCCACAAUUUAUGGUAUACAAUGCUGGAACAGAUAUUCUAAAAGGAGAUCCCUUAGGCUGUUUAUCAGUAACUCCAAAGGCUAUUAUUGAAAGAGAUGAAAUUGUAUUUAGAUUAGCAAGGAAGCAUAAGAUACCAGUAGUCUUUCUUACAAGUGGUGGAUAUCAGAAGUGUACUGCAAAAGUAAUAGCAGACUCUGUAUUGAACUUGCAUGAGAAAGGAUUGCUGAAAUGAUGAUAAAUUGCGAUUCAUAUAAAUUCUUAACAAUUUUGUAAAUAUAAUAAAUUGUCAAAUUUGGAGCCAAAUAAUUAAAUUUUAAAAAAUAUUGUUAAAUCAUUCAUUUUAGUUUUAAUUGGUUGUUUUACUUUCAGCUUUACUUUUAUGUUUGUAAAUAAUCUUUUCAUGGAAUUAUUAUAUUAGUUAGGUUUUUCAUUAUGUUUGUAAAUAAAUAAAAUUUGUUGAAGAAUUAAUGAAUAAAAUGUUUUAUAUUGAAAUCCCAUACAA
Messenger RNA from Argiope bruennichi, 1677 nucleotides. RefSeq names its product histone deacetylase 11-like (gene HDAC11). The record is from RefSeq and is a predicted model, not a curated record. The transcript has 10 exons. Lineage: Eukaryota; Metazoa; Arthropoda; Arachnida; Araneae; Araneidae. The coding region runs from base 346 to 1407 and encodes 353 amino acids. Gene Ontology annotation, molecular function: histone deacetylase activity.